AUGCCCUCCACGAACGACAACCUCCUCGACAUCGACGACGAGCAGGUUCUGAGCGAGGCACCAACUUCAGCAGCUCCCGUAGCUGCCAAGAAAGAAAAGAAGAGCAAGAAGAAGAAAGGCAGCAGCAAUGUUGCGAAGACGAGAGCAAAUAUCGAGGAUGAAGAGCCUAUGGCAUUUGCGAGCUCGGUGAGCCCUUCGCCGCCAGAUAAUUAUGGCGUGCAACUCGAUACUCCUCCACGAGUCGCAUCCGCACCUCCUCGAGAAGCGCCUUCUCCUCCACCAGUCUUCCCCGGCCCCGAACUACUGGAAGAGCAGUACGGAGGUUUGGAAGAGCUUGCCUUGGACGACGAAACUCCAGACAUCGCGCAAGUCGAACCAAUCUGCCCUCCUUCACCAGGUCCACCACCUGCGCCCAUUCGUUCACCAACAGCCCGGCCAGUCCUUCUCUCUUCACCGCGGCCAGCAGCAGCGAUCCCGGCCAUACCUCCCGCGUCAUCAGCUUACCGGCCAGCAAGCGUUGCGAGACCGCCACAUUAUUACUCAGCCCGCGGCGCUUAUCGAGCAAACAGCAUGACCACCCCGCCUGGACAAUACAUGCCGCGACGAGACUCUUAUUCCGCACAGCAAAGAUCGCCCGAACCACGAGCACUUGAUCCACCACUUCCACAUAUGCCGCAGCAGCAUUUCUUCGGUCUACCGGACCGGGGUGCCGGCUUAGCACAGAAGCAAGAGCAUGUUGGUCAGCCUGCUGGUUCGGAUGGUUACUGCUGUCGUUUUGACAGCUUUGCAGCAGCUGGUGAUCCGGCGUCCGCACGGAAAGCAAGAGAUGCAUUGUUAGUCGGCUCAGAGGGUGCGCUCGACGUUUACAAGGUGCUGCCCGAUAGGAUGGAGCUUGCCGGAAGACUCGAGGGGCUGAGUGGCGCAGUCAUUGAUGCGAAGGUUCUGCCUCAUACGAGUGUAUACGACUCGGUGCAGGUUCUACGACCACUCGUGGCAGUAAUCGUCCAUGGGCCAGCGAGAGAUGAUAACGAGGAAGCUGUAGAGGACGAUGUCAAGGACGGCAACCUCUACCAGACAGUGGUGGAGGUCUAUUCAUUACAUACGCACGAGCAAAUUACGACGCUGUAUCAGAGUACCACAGUCCGGAAAGAUCAGCCAGUCAUGGGACAUCUUGCCUUACCACCCAAGCCAGUUGGCGAGCUCAGCUUGAACGCAGCAGGCAGCUUUAUAACAAUCUCUUCUGGGAGAAGUGGCGAGGUCUUCGUCUUCUCAGCCGCUACGAGCGAUGAGACCAACGGGAUGAACUUUCGAUGCAUUGGCAAGUACUGGACAGCGAUACAGCGGAGACUUGAUACUUCUCGACCAUCUACAGCAGUUGAUGGCAGUAGCGUGAACACCACAAAUACACCUCCUUGCGUGCCGCUGAUGACGUUGAGUGCUCGCUGGCUUGCCAUCGUGCCACCUUAUACCACGCCCGGUAUGUCCAUUCAAGGCACGCCACUGGUCGCGGACGAAGGACCACAGCCUCACGGUCUAGGCACGCACGUUGCACCAUCACAGCCAUUGCUUACGUGUGAAGUCGCUGGUGUUGACAUCGAGAGCACGUUAGACUGGCUGUCUCGCACAGCUGCUCAGGGACUUGUGAAAGCGUCACAGAAAGGCUACGAGAUGGGCAUACAAGGCUGGAAGGAGCUCACGCAUCCCUCUCCACCUUCCAGCACGCAAAAACCAAGUGCCGAUCCUGCGAGUAUGUUUCCGCCUACGAACGGACCGAGCGACGACCCUAGACGACUUGCUAAAGAGCCUGCGAUUGUAUCUAUUAUUGAUCUGCAAAGAUUGCUGGAGGCAGACGAGCAGAGGCUCAAGCAGGUACCCGCGCCUUUGGCCACGUUCGCGUUAGUGGAAGGAUGCAAUUAUUUGAGCUUCCCGCCCGAUGGCCUACGGCUACUCACAAGCAACCGCAAAGGUGAAGUCACAAGUAUCUGGAAUCUUGCCAACGCUGCGCACGGGAGUACGAAGAAGGACAGCGUGAAGCCUGGCGAAGUCGAGCAUGCACCCCAUGUGAAGCUAAUGCGACGGAUCGCUCGCAGCAGCCCCUCUGUGAUCGCAGACAGCGUAUGGACACGAGAUGGCGAUUGGUUAGCUCUACUCACGACUCACGGUACAAUUCACUUGCACGAGACGCCUGUCACCGCUCCACGAAAGCGCAACCGUGCAAGUACAAUUGCAGCGCCGGCCCCAGAGAAGGCAGAAGCCACUGUCAGCCUCUCGCAAGGCUUCUCGCCACCCAGCAAUGGCUUCUUUGGUGGCCUGCGAGCUAUGUCAAGGACCGUGAGCACGGGCGUGAACGCAGUCAAGACACAAUACGCUCUACCAACCUCUUUCGCUGGCUUUCGCGAGACUGCAGCAGCAGCACGCACAGCAGGACAAAGGGUAGUGGCGAAAGGUUUGCGCGAUGGCUACAGUGCUGCACGAAGUGGUGUGGGCGACAUGUGGCACGCUGAAGACAACAAGGUCCGACCGAAAGCUUUGCAGGAAGGUACGGUGAAGGCAGGGAGUAUCCAAUGGGUACAGAAGCAGAGCGGCUCUAAUCUCGCUGUGGUUGCUGGCGGUACCGUCCAUCUGCACCCUGUGCAGCGUGUCAUGAGGCAGAAAGGAGAUGCAAUGGUGUCGGGACUCAAAAAGGACAAGAAGAGCCGCGACUUUCCACUCCCACGCAUCAGCACCAUUAGGGACGGUGCCCUGAACAAGGCAAAUGCUAAUUGUGCCAAAGCUGGUCCGCACGGCUUCUGGAGUCUCCGUCUCAACUCCAACGAGGAAGACAAGACACACAAGCGUGCGAGUAGCGUCCCAACGUCUCUGCCGACCACGAGCUUGAAUGAAGUCGAGACUAACCCGCCAUACUGUCCUUUCCACAUUGACAAUCGUGUCAGCAUCUUCGCAUACGAGGACAGUACAUACGGCAGCGCCGCAGACCUGCAAGGCCAACUUAAUGAACAGGCUAUGUUCGCUUUCAAGACAAAAGGGACUGGCUUUGCUGAACACGAUGAGCCGUGGAUGUUUGGUGAAGCUUUACCGACUAGCGUCAAGCUGAACGAGCAUGCUCGCAACGACACCUCUUCCUCUCCUCGAGCUCAGCAGGACUAUGAGGACGAUGAUGUCGAUGCGGCGAUAGUGGCAGGCAUGAUUGAGAGUCGACUCACUGUCCACAGGUCUACGGAGGACGGCAGGCAAGAGAUCCGGGUUCAUUCUCGGCCCUCGGCGAGGAGGGGAGGGAGUGCUAUGAUGGAGGAGGUGGCGGGCUUUGAUGUUGUUGAGGAUGAGGGCGAGUCGUUGUAUUGA
Messenger RNA from Recurvomyces mirabilis, 3342 nucleotides. RefSeq lists its product as uncharacterized. Lineage: Eukaryota; Fungi; Ascomycota; Dothideomycetes; Mycosphaerellales; Teratosphaeriaceae. Gene Ontology annotation, biological process: response to starvation; autophagy. Gene Ontology annotation, cellular component: cytoplasm. The transcript has a single exon. Bases 1 to 3342 code for a protein of 1113 amino acids. The record is from RefSeq and is a predicted model, not a curated record.